CCCGUGCUUUCUGGACGGCUACUGAAGCUUGCGAGGGGGAUUUGCUCCCGGACCCGCCGGGGUGACACGGAGUCUGGGCGGCCCCAGUGUGGCCGCCGGGGACGGGGGAGAAGAUGCGGAAGAGCGAAGUAACGAAAGUGACUCGCGUUAGUUUCGAUUUCUGUUGCUGUUCUAGGAAAACUGGCACUGCGAGUUCCGCCGCUGUGUGGCAAAGUCGUCUUGGGGCUGAGUUGGACUUUAGGAGCAAGAACAACGGUCCCAUUUGUUUAGGAAUUGGGUUGCUCCUGGACAACUCGGUCUAAUUGUUUGCACAGGAUGUAAUGUUAUCCAACUGGGAUUCGGAUCGGGUAUACCAGAUAGAAUCAGUCCACAGUGUGCCUGAUCGAAGUUCCAGAAUAACUCAAGAUGAUCCACAAACAGUCAUUAGCAGAUUCCUCUGCAGCCGCCUUCAUCCAGAGAGUUAUGAGGCCAUCUUGAGGGCCCACGUUCACCCAGCUCAGCCUCUUGAAGCCUAAGGUUUUUCUCCCAAACCAGGGAUGCAGAGCACUUCUAAUUACCUCUGGUUACUCAGUGAUAUCCUCGGACAAGGAGCAACGGCAAGUGUAUAUAAAGCACGUCGAAAGCAAACUGGAGAUCACUAUGCCGUCAAAGUGUUUAAUCAUGUCAGUUACCUGCGUCCUUACGAAGUGCAGAUGAGAGAGUUUGAAAUGUUGCGUAAAUUAAACCACAAGAAUAUUGUCAAGCUGUUGGCCGUGGAGGAAGUGGGAAGCACCAAGCAGAAGGUCCUUGUGAUGGAAUACUGUGCCGGUGGAAGUUUGCUCAAUGUUUUGGAAGAAUCGGAAAAUGCGUUUGGUCUGUCGGAAUCUGAGUUCCUGAUUGUGCUGCAGAGUGUUGUUGCAGGCAUGAACCAGCUGAGAGAGAAUGGAGUUGUGCAUCGGGACAUAAAGCCAGGGAAUAUCAUGCGAGUGGUCGGAGAAGACGGUCAAUCAGUCUAUAAACUGACUGACUUUGGAGCAGCUCGAGAGCUAGAAGAUGGUGAACAGUUCAUGUCGCUGUAUGGGACUGAAGAAUAUUUGCACCCAGAUAUGUAUGAGCGUGCUGUGCUCCGUAAACCACAGAACAAGAAGUAUGGGGUUACAGUGGACCUGUGGAGCAUUGGUGUGACGUUUUACCAAGCAGCUACUGGCAGUCUACCUUUCAUUCCAUUUGGAGGGCCCCGCAAGAAUAAGGAGAUGAUGUAUAAAAUCACAACAGAAAAGCCAGAGGGAACGAUCGCAGGAGUGCAGCACAGAGAAUGUGGCCCAGUGGAGUGGAGCAAGGAGCUGCCAAUCACCUGCAGGCUCUCGGAAGGCUUGAAGGUCCUAUUGGUUCCCAUCCUUGCCAAUAUCCUCGAGGCUGAUCAAGCCAAAUGCUGGGGAUUUGACCAGUUCUUUGCAGAAACCAAUGACAUCCUUCACAGAAUUGUGAUCCACGUCUUCUCACUGCAGCAAGCUACGAUACAUAAAAUCUAUGCCCAUUCCUACAACACAGUCAAUGUCUUGAUGGAUGCUAUUUUCAGACAGACUGACAUACCAGCUCCAGAUCAGGAGCUCAUUUAUGAAGGGUAUUUCUUGGAACUGGAAUUGGUCCAACAGGUACAUAUGGUACCAAAAACAACAGAGGAGAGACCAAUCAUUCUGGUGAGCAAAGAGCAGAAGGCACCCAUUGGAAUCAUAUACAAAGAGCCUGAGGUGCCAAUCUUUCCACCAAAGUUUGACUUAAUCAGUGAUGCAAAUCUUGCAAAGACUGUGACGAGUGCUGUUCAUCAGCUGCUGAGGAUCACAAAAUCCCUGAUGAAAUGCCAGGACUUCAUCCUGCGGGGGAUAUAUUGGAUGAUUGCGACUUUGAAAGAGGAAUGCAGAAAAACUCUUCAGCAAGUUACAGUUUUGAAUCUGAAGUUGGAUUUCUGCAAGAGCACCUUGAUGAGAAUUCAAUCUGGCCUACAGCAUCGAAUGAAUCCAACUGAAGUAGGUGAUGUCCAGAUUAAGCUGCAGUCGACAGUGGACUUCCUGGCAAGCAUCUCCCAGAAUGUUCAAAACAGUCAAAAGCAACUGGAUCUGACGGCAGCUGAAUGGUCCAAUAGCAAUGACGUCCAUCAUAAAGACAACAUAAUCAGUAAAGUGGAAGUCUUACUCGAGAAAGUGUCUGCUAUUCACCACCAGCUGAAAAAAGAUCGAAUGAAAAUGAAGCUUCAGUAUAAUGACGAGCAGAUCCAUAAAUUUGAGAAAAUCAAAAUGGGAAUUCAUGCCAAGAAAGUGCUGGCACUUGUUAGAGAGGAUUGUGUACAGAAAUAUCAAAAGCUGCUGACCUGUGUAAAAGACUGGAUGAGGACUGCCUGUGACAUCAGGAAGCAACUGAGACCCUUUGGUGAACAAUGUGAGAACCUCAGUCACGAUCUGGAGAACUGCGAAGCUUAUUUGAACAAGAUAUUGGACCAGAUUCCUUUGAGGCUCCAAGGAGAACAACAAACAAUGACCACGUCAACAGCCUCGACUGUCUACCCAGACCAGAAAUGCAUGGAAAUGGCCAUCAGGAUGAAGCAGCUGAAGAAGGAGAUGGAAGACAUCACUCAGGAACUCCAGCACAACAACAUGAUCAUCCAAAGACUUAGUGAAGUUCAGAAGCCUCAGGAUGUCUGAGGUUUUGGUGCUGAAGAUGAGACACUGGAGUCAUGCUCUGACUUUAUAAGACAUCACCAUGACAUUGGAGGGACCAGAAUCCCAUUAAAAACUGGACAUACAUUACUGAAGAACAGAGAGACGAGAAGUCCAGACUUGCUGGUUGAAUCGUCAUAGUGUAAACUGAGCAAUAGUGUUUGGAACCCAUUUUAUCUUUCUGCCAGUUUUAUUUUAAUGCAUAUGGAAAAUAAGAAAUUGGGAGUAAUGUAAAAUGCGCUAGCUUAUUGCCCACAUAAACAAUCAUAAAAAGUAAGCUGCUUGCUGAGGUGUGUGCGUGAGAGAGAUUGGAACUUCUCAAUGUCUAAUUUAAGUUUUAUGCUUAUGUCUAAUCUUCAUUCCCAAUUUUUGACCCAAUUUUUACUUAAGGAGCAAGUGUAGACAGAAAGCUCAUGAAGCUGCUUCACAAUUCAAUACCGACCAGAGGCUGCUCUUCUACCUCAACAUGUCCUAUUCUUUGACUACUGCAGUGUCUACCAAUCUAUUGAUCUGAGUCUUGAAUGAACUCAAUAAUUGAAUGUCCACAAACCUCCUGCAGGGUGGAUUGGGUGGUUGUGUGGUUAAACUCUUCUGAUACAGUAUCCAGGGAAACAAAUGACAUUGGAGGUUAAACUAAGUCACUUCUGCCUGUACUCAACAGUCAAAAGGGUCUGGAUUACUAGUAAACCAGGCUCUCUUAUCAUUGUAUCAUGUUCCAUUACACCAAGAAAAUGGUUGCCUUACACAGUGUCUAUUGAAAAGGCCUGUGUCUGCAGGGCUAUAGACCCAUAGUCCCUGGUUGCUAUGUGACUCCAUGCUUAUUCUGCAAAACCUAGGCAAUUAGCAUCAGUUGGCUAUUCGUCACUGGAGGCCAGCACAGUCAUGCGCCCAACAUUGCCUGAUUCCACUUUCCAGGAGGGGACACUGGAGACCAUUGUGACCAGCAUUAGUUGGCAGUGCAUCAACACAUGGUGUUGGUCAGAUAGCUCAGCCCUCAAAUCAAACCUGAACCUUGCUGGUCCUUACAGCUCAAUAUCAUGCUGAGGAACGCACAUAGGAACAACACAAGGCUGUUCAGCUCCUUGAGACUGUUCUGCCAUUCAAUCAGAUUAUGCUUCAACUCCAUUUUUGAAUUUCAUUUUUGCUCCAUACUCGUUUGUUCAAAAACAGAAAAAAGUAAAUUGAUUCAAAACCAACAUAUUGGAGUUGAUAGCAAUCAGGAGACUGAAACUGCUAGAGAUACUCAAUAGGUCAGGCAGCAUCUGAAGAGAGAGAAACAAGAGUUACAACAGAAAUGGAACAAAGGCAGAGGUGUGGCAGGUUUUCAGGAAGUGCUGAGGCAGGGAAAGGGAGGAGGGAAAAGAACAAAAGGGCCAGGGUGAUGAAAUGACAAAUGGAUGAUGGAGCAACGAAACAAAAUGGGACAAGUGAAAGCUGGAGUGUGAGCCCAAGGGAAGUGGAAGCGACAGUAUCAUUAUAAAUGGAUAUGUUUGGAAGAAGGGGACGGAGGUUAUAAUCUGAAACUGUUGAACUUAAUGUUGAUUCCAGCAGUCUGCAUUGUGCUUAAUUGAAUGAUGGGAAGCUGUUCUUCAACUUUUGUGAUUUGUUGAACACCUUGAAAGUUCCAGCGUUACGUUUUUUGCGGUUGAAGAAUUCCAGAUUUACAUAAACUUUGCAUGGAAAAAUUACACCUGAUUUCCCUUCUAAAUAACAACUCACCUUAAGGUUAUAGGUAUAUGCAGGGCUCUACUGCCAAUUGAGCUAUUCCUGAGAAUUGCAUUUAAUUGGGGCCAUUCACAACCCCAGGACAUCCCAGAGGGUUAUAUAGCCAAUGAGGUGUUUUUAAAGUGUAUUUCCUCUCUUGUUUUUUUAAUAUGGCUCUUUAAAACUAUAUCUGAUUGCCCAUUUGUCCUGAAAUAUGUUUAAGUGCUUGCUGUCAGUUGUUUUUAUUAUUAUAUUCCUGUGAAGAACUUUACUAUUGUCAAAGAUACUGUGCCAAUACAAAUUGUCUUUCUCUA
This is a messenger RNA of Pristis pectinata (smalltooth sawfish), 4711 nucleotides long. It is a transcript of the gene ikbke, whose product is annotated as inhibitor of nuclear factor kappa B kinase subunit epsilon. Gene Ontology annotation, molecular function: protein serine/threonine kinase activity; ATP binding. Bases 537 to 2678 code for a protein of 713 amino acids. NCBI's taxonomy places the organism in Eukaryota, Metazoa, Chordata, Chondrichthyes, Rhinopristiformes, Pristidae. The transcript is spliced from 23 exons. Gene Ontology annotation, biological process: peptidyl-serine phosphorylation. Gene Ontology annotation, cellular component: cytoplasm. The record is from RefSeq and is a predicted model, not a curated record.